Messenger RNA from Effrenium voratum, 1923 nucleotides. NCBI's taxonomy places the organism in Eukaryota, Dinophyceae, Suessiales, Symbiodiniaceae. The record is from the annotation of a GenBank genome assembly.
AUGUCCUCCGCAGGCGGCUGGGUGGAGGUGGGCCGGUUCCCCGGAGGCGGUGUGCGGUGGUGCUGGGCGAAGGGCGCGGGAGGGCAGUGGAAGGUCUGGGCCGAGGCGGACACCGGAGAGAAGAUAUUGCCGAACAAGACCUUCAAGCAGAGAGCGCCGCAGCUCGAUCUGUAUUCGGAACAAAAUUGGCAGAGUCUGGAAAUCUCGCUGCUGCCGCUUCAACCAGGGCCUGGGAGUGUUCCUCCGCAAGUGAGUCAGCCUUCGCAAGCCGAGCUCAGGGCGCAAGUGGACCAGCUGACCUCAGAGGUGCAGAGUGAGAGGGCGCAGAAGGCAGAGCUUCAGCAGCGGCUUACCCAAGAAAAGGCUGAGGAAAAGCUGGAAUUGCGGCAGCAGCUGGAGCAGCUUACGCAGGAGAAGGCUGAGGCAACGGAGUUGCGGCAGCAGCUGGAGCAGCUUACACAGGAGAAGGCCGAGGCAACACAGCAACAGCAAGCCUUGCAGCAGGAAAAGCUGGAAUUGCAGCAGCAGCUGGAGCAGCUUACACAGGAGAAGGCUGAGGCAACACAGCAACAGCACGCCUUGCACCAGGACAAGCAGGAGUUGCGGGAACAGCUGGAGCAGUUUACGCAGGAGAAGGCUGAGGCAACACAGCAACAGCAAGCCUUGCAGCAGGAAAAGCUGGAAUCGCGGCAGCAGCUGGAGCAGCUUACGCAGGAGAAGGCUGAGGCAAUACGGCAACAGCAAGCAUUGCACCAGGAAAAGCAGGAAUUGCGGCAGCAGCUGGAGCAGCUUACGCAGGAGAAGGCUGAGGCAACACAGCAACAGCACACCUUGCACCAGGAAAAGCAGGAGGUGCGGCAGCAGCUGGAGCAGCUUACACAGGAGAAGGCUGAGGCAACACAGCAACAGCACACCUUGCACCAGGAAAAGCAGGAGGUGCGGCAGCAGCUGGAGCAGCUUGCGCAGGAGAAGGCUGAGGCAACACAACUGCAGGAAGCAUUGCACCAGGACAAGCAGGAAUUGCGGCAGCAGCUGGAGCAGUCCAGGCACGACUUUGCCUUGCUUUCGCAGCAGCAGCUUGAACAGUCCAGGCACGACUUCGCAUUGCUCAGGCAGGAGAAGGCUGAGGCGAUCCAGCAAAGCGAAGUGCUGCAGCAGGAGAAGCAGCGCUUGCAGCAGCAGCUUGAGCAGCUCCGGCAUGACUUCAUGUUGGCUUCACAGCAGGCACCGACUGAGCGGAAGUUGGUUGAAGUCGCACGACAGCUUUCCCAGUUGAAGGAGCACUGUGAUGCUGUCGUCGCCUUCAUCAGCUCCGACAGCGAUCCGCAGCCAGAGGGAGCAGGCAACUCCCCGGCCAGCAGAAGCUGGGCUGUGAUCGACCAAGAUGAGGUGCAGUCGGUGCAGUCGAGCGACAUGAGCAGCUCGUCCGCCGGGUCUGCCAAGUGCUUCCUCCCGAACACGGCCCUGCCCGGGGCCGGCAGUGCCGAGGGCCACCUGCUGCGGGUGGAGCACCUGAAGCCGGGGGACAAGGUCCGGCUGAGCGAUGGCACGGAGGCCUCGGUGCUGGACGUAAAGCGGCACCCCUCCAAGAAAAAGCCCUACGACGUCGUGGAGCUCAGCACGCACCAGGGCAAGUUCCCGGUAUCCGACUCCCAUCACGUGGCAGUGCCUGGAGUCACAGGCCCCCGUCGUCAGCAAGCAGAUGCCUUGCGGCAAGGGGAUUUGGUGAUCGUCAGCGGCGAACAGCGGAAGCUGACCAAUGUGGUCCCCAGGAAGGAGCGCGCAAAUCUCUUUGAAGUCUUUCUGGAGCCGGACGGCCCGCUGGAGAUGUUCCACUUGAAGCAGAGCUGGAGUUUGCAGGUCUUCGGCUCAGCCAGUGGAUCCGGGUGUCUUCCCGAAGAGGAGGGAGAGGAGUGCUGCUGA